Molecule: messenger RNA, 6265 nt
Organism: Anolis carolinensis (green anole)
Lineage: Eukaryota; Metazoa; Chordata; Lepidosauria; Squamata; Anolidae
Gene: kdm2a
Product: lysine demethylase 2A
Exons: 21
Coding region: 532-4005 (1157 amino acids)
Biological process (GO): protein demethylation; regulation of transcription by RNA polymerase II
Molecular function (GO): transcription coregulator activity; histone demethylase activity; zinc ion binding
Source: RefSeq, a predicted model, not a curated record
UCGCGAUGGCAGGCGAGCGGCCAUCGCGAGAGAAGAAGUUUAGUCUGCGAGCGCGCUGCUCGGGCCUAGCCGAGGCGGAGGAAGAGCGGAGGCGUCGCCAACCGAAGGAGAGGCCCCGUCGCCUUCUUCCCGUCCUUCCCUUCCUCCCCCGGGUGUUGUGUGAGGGGCCGGCACGCUGCGUGGGAGUCCCGGCUCCCACCGGAUCCGGAGAGGCGGGCUUUGCGGGGCUUCCUGCCUGACCCUAGUUCGGGAGAGGAUUCCCCUUCCAAGCCAGGCCGCGCGGCGACACCCCUUUUCUCCCUUCCCGUGACGAGAUCGAGGCUUCCCGUCGCUGUUGUGGUUUGACGGGGCCCUUGAGAGAGCGCUCCUCCAGCCUUCGGGGCCGAAGACCAACCCGUUCGGGGUUGAAGUGAUUUAUUUCUCCCUGUUUGCUGCCCUGUAAAGGGGCAGACGAAAACCAGAGACCUGGAGGAAGACGAGGAAGACACCAGUUCUGACAUCUCCUUCUCACUCUCAUCAGAAGAGUCUGAGAUGGAGCCUGAAGAAGAACGAAUCCGCUAUAGUGAAAGAUUGCGUGGCGCUAUGAGACGGCGCUAUGAAGAUGAUGGCAUUUCGGAUGAUGAAAUUGAGGGUAAACGAACAUUUGACCUUGAAGAUAAACUUUCCAACAACAAAUUUAAUGCCAAUUUUGUAGUGUUCAUGGAAGGCAAAGAUUUCACUGUGGAAUACAUUCAGCGUGGUGGUUUAAGAGAUCCACUGAUCUUCAAGAAUUGUGAUGGACUUGGAAUAAAUAUGCCAGAUCCAGACUUCAGUGUGAAUGAUGUGCGGCUCUACGUAGGGAGUCGCAGAAUGGUGGAUGUCAUGGAUGUUAACACGCAAAGAGACAUUGAGAUGACUAUGGCACAGUGGGCACGCUAUUAUGAAACUCCAGAGGAAGAGCGAGAAAAGCUUUAUAACGUCAUCAGCCUGGAAUUCAGUCAUACGAGGCUUGAGAACCUGGUGCAAAGACCAAAUACGGUGGACUUGAUUGAUUGGGUUGAUAACAUGUGGCCAAGACAUCUGAAGGAAAGCCAGACAGAAUCAACGAAUGCUAUUCUAGAUAUGCAGUAUCCCAAGGUGCAAAAGUACUGUUUGAUGAGUGUCAAGGGCUGUUAUACCGAUUUCCAUGUAGACUUUGGUGGAACUUCUGUAUGGUAUCAUAUCCACAGAGGAGGGAAGGUCUUCUGGCUAAUUCCACCUACUCCCCAGAACCUGGAAUUGUAUGAAAACUGGUUGCUUUCAGGAAAGCAAGGUGACAUCUUUCUUGGUGACAGGGUGGCAAACUGCCAGCGUAUUGAGCUCAAGCAAGGUUAUACCUUUGUCAUACCCUCAGGUUGGAUUCAUGCUGUGUACACUCCUAUGGACACUCUUGUUUUUGGAGGUAACUUUCUGCACAGUUUCAACAUCCCCAUGCAGCUUCAGAUUUACAAUAUUGAAGAUCGUACAAGGGUCCCCAAUAAAUUUCGCUAUCCCUUUUAUUAUGAAAUGUGCUGGUAUGUAUUGGAACGCUAUGUCUACUGCAUCACAGGCCGUUCCCACCUGACCAAGGACUUUCAGAAGGAAUCCCUGAACAUGGAUAUGGAAUUGUGUGGCUCAGAGUCAGGAAAUCUGGAUGAAGAUGAUGGAACAGAAGGGAAGGAGCUACGUCGCCCAAUCACCAGACGAUCAGUCCUCACCAGCCCUGUGGCCAAUGGUGCUAAUCUAGACUAUGAAGAAGUAAAUAAAGGCUGUCGGAGUUUGCCCUGUCUCAAGAGGACUCUCUCCAUGGAGUCUGACUCCAGCCGUGGCUCUCACAACGGCCAAGCCUGGGACUCUCAUGGCCCUCAGAAGGGCAAGAAGGUGCACCUGACACAGUUUGAGCUUGAGGGUCUACGCUGUCUUGUAGAUAAACUGGAAUCUUUGCCUCUGCACAAGAAAUGUGUGCCCACAGGCAUAGAGGACGAGGAUGCCCUUAUUGCAGAUGUUAAGCUAUUGCUUGAAGAGUACGCAAACAGCGAUCCCAAAGCGGCAUUUACUGGAAUCCCUAUUGUCCAGUGGCCAAAGAGGGAUAAGCUCAAAUUUCAGGCUCGCCCAAAGCUAAAAUUACCUGCUAUACCCAUCACCAAGCCCCACACCAUGAAACCAGCUCCACGGCCAACACCUGUGAGACCCACAGUCUCUCCUAUAGUGUCAGGCGCACGCAGAAGGAGAGUACGAUGCCGUAAAUGCAAAGCCUGCCUACAAGGGGAGUGUGGCAUGUGUCACUACUGCAGAGAUAUGAAAAAGUUUGGAGGGCCUGGCCGCAUGAAGCAGUCCUGCGUAUUACGACAGUGCUUAGCACCCAGGCUGCCUCACUCUGUCACAUGUGCACUUUGUGGGGAGGUAGAUAAGAAUGAGGAUUCACAGGACUUUGAGAAGAAGCUAAUGGAGUGCUGCAUCUGCAAUGAGAUUGUUCACCCUGGUUGUCUACAGAUGGAUGGAGAAGGGCUACUGAAUGAUGAAUUGCCCAACUGCUGGGAAUGUCCAAAGUGCUAUAAGGGGGACGAGGCAGAGAAAGGCCAGAAGCGGAAAAUGGAUGAUGGUGAUGAUGACACAGUUCAAGCCAAAGUCCUGCGACCUUUGCGAAGCUGUGAGGAACCUCUGACUCCCCCACCGCACUCACCUACCCCAAUGCUGCAGUUGAUCCAUGACCCUGUGUCACCGCGAAGCAUAGUAACCCGAUCAUCUCCAGGUGCAGGUCCUAGUGACCAUCACGGUGCCAGCCGGGAUGAACGCUUUAAGAGACGCCAGCUACUUCGGCUGCAGGGUACAGAGCGCACAGUAGUGCGGGAAAAAGAAAACAACCCUAGCGGCAAGAAAGAGCUUUCAGAGGUAGAAAGGGCCAAGCUCCAUGGUUCUUAUCUUACAGUCACAUUACAAAGACCUACCAAAGACGUGCAUGGCACUUCCAUUGUGCCCAAGCUGCAGGCGAUUACUGGCUCCACUAAUCUGCGACAUUCUCCCCGUGUGGUGAUGCGCCACAGUUCAGCCAAGACUGCCCAACAGGGAGGAGAUGAUGAAGCAGAAGAGGAGGAGGAGGAAACUGCAGAUGAGGAAGAUGAGAAUGCUGAGGAGAGUGGGGCAGCCAGGCUGAACGGUCAGGGCGGCAGAGCACCAGAUGGGGAGGAGCUCUGGAUGCAGAAGGAGGUGUGGAUGUCUGUCUUCCGCUAUCUCACUCGCAAAGAGCUUUGUGAAUGUAUGCGUGUAUGCAAAACCUGGUACAAAUGGUCUGGUGAUAGAAGAUUGUGGACAAAAAUUGAUUUAAGCAGGUACAAGUCCAUCACGCCUCUGGCUCUUGGUGGUAUAAUUAGAAGGCAGCCAAUCAGCCUUGAUCUCAGCUGGACCAAUAUUUCCAGAAAACAGCUUACUUGGCUUAUAAACAGACUACCAGGCCUCAAAGACCUCAUCUUAGCAGGCUGCUCCUGGUCGGCAGUUUCUGCUCUCAGUAUCUCCACUUGCCCCCUUCUCAGGACUCUAGAUCUUCGGUGGGCAGUAGGAAUCAAGGAUCCUCAGAUUCGAGACUUGCUUACAUCUCCAUCAGAUAAACCUAGCCAAGACAAUCGCAGCAAACUCCGUAACAUGAUAGACUUCCGGUUGGCUGGGCUGGACAUCACAGAUGCGACACUACGACUCAUCAUCCGCCACAUGCCUCUGCUCUCACGACUUGAUCUUAGUCACUGCAAUCACCUUACAGACCAGUCAACCAAUUUGUUAACAGCAGUGGGAUCUUCUACACGAAACUCACUUACUGAAAUCAAUAUGGCAGGUUGCAAUAAGCUCACAGAUCAGUCCCUGCUUUUCCUGCGGCGCAUUUCUAAUGUCACUCUGAUAGACCUCCGUGGCUGCAAGCAGAUCACCCGUAAGGCCUGCGAGCACUUCAUCUCAGACCUAUCAAUCAACAGCCUCUACUGCCUGUCAGACGAAAAGCUGAUCCAGAAAAUCAGCUAGGAAUUUGCUACACAUAGACUGAAGAGAAGGAAAAAUCCCAAACAAACCUCUUGGGGAGCAAAACUUCCCCCAUUUCCCCACACAUCCACAGGCAGAGAAAACAGCAGCCUGGUUGUUCCCGUGGUGCCCCUCCUCUCCUUGAGACCAGGAAAUCCCACCAUAUGUUCAAGGAAAUGGAAACCAGAAGAGAUUGUUGGACGGCUGCCCUUUGGGGAUAUUUGCUCCUCAGCUACAUGCUCUUAACUUGAUGUUUGUAGCAGCAUUUUCGGGGGAAAUUAGUCCUUUUCUCUCCUCUCAGUCAGUGCCCUCUCCCAUAAGUCCAAUGAUAACAGAUCAUACUGCCCCAUCAGAUUGUGGAGGGAUUAGACCAGGAUAGUAUCAGACAGGGGCACUUCUCUGUCAGCGUGCUGUCUUAGUAUGUGAUUUGUAACUAAAGACCAGGCUUGAGAAUAACUUCUUGUGCCCGCUGCACUCUGCUAAGCUUUCCUUUCUCAUCCAUUAACAGUUGCUAUGAGCAGCUACUCUUUCAUGCUGGUUACUCAGAGCUGCAGUGUCCACAGUAGCGGUGCUCUUUCUGAGGUGAGCACACCAUGUGCCCUGUGGUUAACUUGCAGGUACCGUCCAGUUUGAAGCUAGUGAGGGGAUGACGAAGCUUUCACAUUGAGGAAGCCAUGUUCAUGAGGAUGGCGGCUUGUUAGAGAGAAAGCUGCAGUCCAGCCUUGAGAGGCACCUGGUGAGAUCUCUUAACACCAGCAGAAAUGUUCUCUGUUGAGCUGGCUUGCGAAAAAUGCUUACACAUUGGAGGGGCACGUAGCUGUUGGCUCUUGAACUGGGAGAUGGGUGAAUGCCCAAUUAGCUGCCUCUCUUCUUUUGCAAUGAAUGGCCGGUCCAAAGAACUUCUCUCUUGGGCAGCAGAGAGCUUUUGCACUUUAGAAAGAAAGGUAAUAUUUUGGAUCCCUAUUUUAUUUCCCCCUGCCUGAGUGACUGGACACUCCUUUCAGCUGUCUGAGCUUGUCAGGGUUUGAAUGCACACUUUGCACUCUACUCUCUUUCCCCAUAGUGAUAGCACAAAUUAGACUGCCCUUCACCCCCACCUCCCCCAAGUCUCGCAUGGCAAAAAAGAAAAGAGCUCUCCAGUGUCUGUACAGCAAAGGGAAAGAGGAGAGAGGUAAUGAUAGAGUUGGAGGAAAGCCCAAUGCACCCGUGCUGCUUCUGAAGUAAUAAGAGGCGGAGGAAUCCACCCAUCGCUCUCCACAUUGCCCAGCCUGGUUGCAUUGAGUGCUGUGGCAUCUGAGCUUCUGGGGGAGAGCAGCCUUCCCUGCACUGUUGGGGAUGGGGUGGGGAAAAUCUCUAUAUCUGUGUACUUAGAUCUACUGAAAUCCAGAGAUUCCCCCUCACUUCCAUGGGAGAAGCAGGCUUCUUGGCCACGAGGACAAUGCUAGUGUGAUGAGUUCCAGAGUGCCUCAGUACACGGGAGCUUUGCUGCAAAUUGAUUUUUUUUUUCUGCAGAAAGAAACACCCACUGAUCUUCUAGUGGACACAUUCUGCCUUGUUGUGUUGGCUCCUAUGGAAAAAUCGUAGAAUCAAUCUUCUGUUCUGCUUUGUUUUGUGUUUUUUCUUUUAAGAGGAAGUCAAGAAUAGCCAUAUAGGAGGUUCAAGUGCAUCUGCCCAGAUAACUACCACUAGGAGAUGUCUAGGGUCUAGGUAUUUUGUGUUUUUCUCUCGCUUCUCAAAAGUGGGAGCACCAUAAAUAACUCUCCAUAUGCAUUGUUCGGCCUGAGAGGUACUGAACUGCAGGUUGACAUGUCAGGAGCAUUAGAUCUGGGAGGAAUCUUGUCUUGCAGAAAGAGGGAUAAAGCAAACAGGAAAGUGUUUGCAGAGAGUAUGGUUGUGGGCCUAGGCUUUGCUUUCCUGCAGCCUUCUCAAAUAUGGCCCUCAGGUGACUGUGGCUUAAGUGACUAAAAACAAACUGAGAACCUUAAUGACCUAAACUGGCCACCACCUCAGAAGGCAAGUGGUGACGUAAAGGAAAGAGAAAUUAUAUAUAAAAUCACUUAGUGAUUUAAAAAAAAGAAAACAUGCUCCCUAAAUAAAAACUCCCUAAAGGAAGUCACUAUUGUCUAAAAGGGUUUGGUUGUUCUUUUGUUUUUUUGUUUGUUUUUUUGAAGAAAUUGUAAAUAUAUAUUUUUUGUUUCUAACUUAGAGUCAAUCUCCAAUGUUGUGCUUUAAAAUUAAAUGUAAGCAUUAAGGGUAAAAAGAA